AUGGUGAACCCGAGAGACCCCUUCCUCCUGGCGACAGCAAUAGCGUUCUUGGCAUGCGCCUUGUUGAGCGGAGAGGUGGAAGUCGGCUCGCUGAGCGGGGAGAACGAGCUGGGGUGGGCAGCGUCCUGGUCGGCGUGCGACGGGACAACUGGGGAGUGCUUGGGGGGAGAGGAAGCCGAGGAGAUGGCCAUGGAUUCCGAGAGCAACCGGCGGAUCCUGCAGGGUACUGGCAAUUACAUUUCAUACAGGGGACUGCAUCGCGAUCCCUCAUGCCCAAUUCACGGAGUUUCCUACUACCAGUGCAGUAGACCAGCGCCGUUGAACGACCCUUACAAGCGCCCCUGCACCUUCCGCAACGAAUGUGCGCGUGGUAGCCCGCCAUUCUAG
This is a messenger RNA of Nymphaea colorata (pocket water lily), 387 nucleotides long. Its product is annotated as protein RALF-like 33. The record is from RefSeq and is a predicted model, not a curated record. The transcript has a single exon. Bases 1 to 387 code for a protein of 128 amino acids. Lineage: Eukaryota; Viridiplantae; Streptophyta; Magnoliopsida; Nymphaeales; Nymphaeaceae.